Physeter macrocephalus (sperm whale) is the source of this 669-nucleotide messenger RNA. It is a transcript of the gene ZC4H2, whose product is annotated as zinc finger C4H2-type containing. NCBI's taxonomy places the organism in Eukaryota, Metazoa, Chordata, Mammalia, Artiodactyla, Physeteridae. The transcript is spliced from 3 exons. Gene Ontology annotation, biological process: positive regulation of neuron differentiation. The record is from RefSeq and is a predicted model, not a curated record. Gene Ontology annotation, cellular component: nucleus. The annotation marks the transcript as partial.
AGGCUGCCUCUGCCUGAAGAGAGGGAAGCUUAGAAAGAUGGCUUAACAAGAUAGCUCUGGCUCAGGGCCUAACUCUGUACUCCAUUUCUCUAACUCUGUACUCCAUUUCCCUUUUCCUGCCGUCUCCUGCUGGUCUGUUUCCUCCUUUGGGGGGAUGGCAGGAACAAGACCCUGCAGAUGGAAAAGAUCAAGACCCGUUUGAAGGCUGAGUUUGAGGCCCUUGAAUCAGAGGAGAGGCACCUGAAGGAAUACAAGCAGGAGAUGGACCUCCUGCUACAGGAGAAGAUGGCCCAUGUGGAGGAACUCCGACUGAUCCACGCUGAUAUCAAUGUGAUGGAAAACACCAUCAAACAGUCUGAGAAUGACCUAAACAAGCUGCUAGAGUCUACCCGGCGGCUACAUGAUGAGUAUAAGCCGCUGAAGGAACAUGUGGAUGCCCUGCGCAUGACUCUGGGCCUGCAGAGGCUCCCUGACCUAUGUGAAGAGGAGGAGAAGCUCUCCUUGGAUUACUUUGAGAAGCAGAAAGCAGAGUGGCAGACGGAGCCUCAGGAGCCCCCGAUCCCUGAAUCCUUGGCCGCCGCAGCCGCCGCCGCCCAACAACUCCAAGUGGCUAGGAAGCAGGACACUCGGCAGACAGCCACCUUCAGGCAGCAGCCCCCACCUAUGAAG